Molecule: messenger RNA, 661 nt
Organism: Saccostrea echinata
Lineage: Eukaryota; Metazoa; Mollusca; Bivalvia; Ostreida; Ostreidae
Product: very low-density lipoprotein receptor-like
Exons: 3
Coding region: 89-406 (105 amino acids)
Cellular component (GO): plasma membrane
Molecular function (GO): protein binding
Source: RefSeq, a predicted model, not a curated record
UUCCGACAGCUGUUUUUCACUUGUCAAUUCUUAGUACAUAUCCUUAUAAUAAAAUCGUCAAUCUUUGAAAAAAAGUUUUCUUGGUUUUAUGCACAUUUUUUCAACGAUGAGGAAUAUUUUCCAACUGUUGUUUUUAAUUACUUACAUGGCAGUGUGUCUAGUACCCGAAGCUGAGCCUAAGACACCCCUUCUAUGUAAAGAGAACGAGUUUAAAUGUAUGAGGAGCUGUAUCUCUGUAAACUGGAGAUGUGAUGGAAAGUAUGAUUGUCCAGACCCUGGUGAUCAAUCAGAUGAGGAAAACUGCCCUAAUGUAACUCUAUGCACUGCUGCCCAGUUCCAGUGUUCAGAUCAGCAGUGCAUUGAUCUUUCCUGGAAAUGUGACGGUGAUGCUGAUUGCAAAGAGUGAUGAAAAAGACUGCACACUAGUGAAUUGGUGUAAAGCGGAUAGAGAAUGGGAGUGCCACAAUCAUGAACAGUGCAUCCUCAAGUCAUGGAAAUGUGACGGGGAUGUAGAUUGCGUGGAUGGUUCAGAUGAAUUAAAUUGUUAAAGUUCUUUUUAUUCACUUUUUGAGUAGAAUGAGCAAUAACUGAAAUUUUACAUGGAUAUUUUAUUUUUAAAUGAGCAGAGAUAUGCUUUAAGGUAAAUGAUAUUAAAAUUUGC